Molecule: messenger RNA, 2598 nt
Organism: Sardina pilchardus (European sardine)
Lineage: Eukaryota; Metazoa; Chordata; Actinopteri; Clupeiformes; Clupeidae
Gene: pals2a
Product: protein associated with LIN7 2, MAGUK p55 family member a
Exons: 13
Coding region: 175-1845 (556 amino acids)
Cellular component (GO): plasma membrane; cell-cell junction
Molecular function (GO): protein binding
Source: RefSeq, a predicted model, not a curated record
CUCGUGACGGGCACCGGGCGAGCGCGCGAGGCAAUACGGGUGGUGCUUCUUCGAUCUCCGCCGCCGCUCGUGCCAUCCUAUAUGGAGAUUUAAAUUGCUUUUCCCGGGACGAACAAGUCGCGUUGGACAUCAUCGGUGUGUGUCGUGUCAGGUGUGUGCUGCUGGUGUUGAAGCAUGGUGACAGUGGCCAAUGCCAAAUCAGGAGCAGCCAUGCAGCAGGUGUUGGAUAACCUGCGUGAUCUUCCUCCUUCCUCCGGAGCCAAAGACAUCGACCUCAUCUUCCUCCGCGGCAUCAUGGAGAGCCCCAUCGUGCGCUCGCUGGCCAAGGCCCAUGACCGUCUGGAGGACGUGAAGCUGGAAGCAGUAAGGGACAAUAACCUGGAGCUGGUGACCGACAUCCUGUCCGACAUGAGCAGGCUGGUAACCAGGGACGACAGCGCUGCGGAACUCUCCAGAAUCCUCACAGAGCCGCACUUCAAGUCUCUGCUGGAGGCCCAUGACAUGGUGGCGUCUAAGUCCUAUGAGGUUCCGAGCCUGGCGAGUGUGGCGAGCGAUCUGUCCAAUCACGACGCGCCGCCCCUUCCUGCCGCCCCCGCCGACACCAUACGGGUCAUCAGCAUCCACAAGAAGCCCUCAGAGCCACUGGGCGUGACGUUUCGCGUGGAGCGGGGCGACCUGGUGAUCGCGCGCAUCCUGCACGGCGGGAUGAUUGACAGGCAGGGCAUGCUGCACGUGGGUGAUGUCAUCAGGGAGGUCAACGGUCACGAGGUGGGGGAGGGGCCAGAGGAGCUCCAGCGAAUCCUGAGAGAGGCCAGCGGUGACAUCACACUCAAGAUCCUCCCCAGCUACAGAGACAUGCCCUCCCCUGCACAGCUCUACCUGAAGCCUCACUUCAACUACAAUCCCGAGACGGACAACCUGAUCCCCUGUAAGGAGGCGGGGCUUAACUUCUCACGCGGAGACGUCCUGCACGUGGUCAACAGAGAGGACCCCAACUGGUGGCAGGCGUGUAAUGUGGUGGGGGGGGCUACAGGCCUCAUUCCUAGUCAGUUCCUGGAGGAGAAGAGGAAGGCGUUCGUCAGGAGAGACCUGGAUGGAGCAGGAGUCUUAUGUGGUACCAUACCUGGUAAGAAGAAGAAAAAGAAGUUAAUGUACCUCACAGCUAAGAAUGCAGAGUUUGACAGGCAUGAGCUGCAGAUCUAUGAGGAGGUGGCGCGCAUGCCUCCGUUCCAGAGGAAGACGCUGGUUCUGAUUGGAGCUCAGGGGGUCGGACGCCGCAGCCUCAAGAACCGCCUGAUUCUGCUCAGCCCGCUACGCUACGGGACCACCGUACCCUUUACAUCGCGGCCGGCGCGUGGCGAGGAGAGUGACGGCCAAUCGUAUUGCUUCGUGAACCGGCCGGAGAUGGAGCAGGACAUCAAGGGGGGACGCUACUUGGAACACGGCGAAUACGACGGCAACCUGUACGGAACCAAGAUCCAGUCCAUCCACCAGGUGGUCAACACCAGGCGCACCUGCAUCCUCGACGUCAACCCUCAGGCUCUGAAGGUUCUGAAGACGGCGGAGUUCAUGCCGUUCGUGGUGUUCAUCGCCGCUCCUCAACUGGACACACUCCGAGCCAUGCACAAGGCUGUAGUGGACGCAGGCAUCACCAGCAAACAGCUCACGGAGACGGACCUGAAGAAGACGGUGGACGAGAGCGCUCGUAUUCGCCGUGCGUACAGCCACUACUUCGACCUCACCAUCGUCAACGACAACCUGGACGGAGCGUUUGACGCGCUGCAGGCAGCCGUAGAACGUCUCGGCUCGGAACCCCAGUGGGUGCCCGUCAGCUGGGUCUUCUGAGGGUUCCGCGUUCCGUGUUCCGUGUUCCGUGUUCCGCCGGGCCCGAGGCGUGCUUCUGAUGCCGCAGUAGGACAGAGAGGGCUCUGAUUGGCUCAGACAACCAGCGAGGGCUCUGAUUGGCUCAUAUCAUUGAGGGGGUGUGUCUGCUCCGCCUCCUCCACACUAUGCAAACCAAGACUGCUGAGCAUGAGGGAAAAGUGUGUGUGUGUGUGUGUGUGUGUGUGCGUGUGUGCGUGCGUGUCUGUGUACGUGCUGUCUGAUAAUUUAUUAAUGUUUUUGUAACUUUAUACAAACAUAAUUCUAUGCAUAUUCAUGAGACGUAUGUGUGUGUGUGUGUGUGUGUUCAGAAGCUACAGCUUUAAGAAAGUUCUGCAUCUCAGUUUUAAAGGGAAAAUUGUGUGUGUGUGUGUGUGUGUGUGUGUGUGUGUGUGUGUGUGUGUGUGUGUGUGUGUGUGUGUGUGUGUGUGUGAGUGUGUGAGUGAAGACCGUUUCCUCUCAUUAAGGCUUUUCCACCAUAAGGGUUCACAUAGAAACCAAACGCAUAUCAAGGAACGUGUGUGUGUGUGUGUGUGUGUGUGUGUGUGUGUGUGUGUGUGUGUGUGUGUGUGUGUGUGUGUGUGUGUGUGUGUGUGUGUGUGUGUGUGUGUGUGUGUGUGUGUGUGUGUGUGUGUGUGUGUGUGUGUGUGUGUGUGUGUGUGUGUGUGUGUGUGUGUGUGUGUGUGUGUGUGUGUGUGUGUGUGUGUGUGUGUAAAA